AUGGAAAGACCUCUCGAGCUGACAGAUUGGGCAUCAAUGAGAUUGGCUAAAUCAGUUGAUUUGGGAUUGAAGAUGUCUGUCCAGCCAAUCAAUCCAACAAAGUUUGAGGUUACAUCUGAUAACAAGAGUUAUGUUGUUGAUCUUGGCAGUCACACAUGCACGUGUCUUGUGUUCCAGUUCCAAAUGAUACCAUGUCCUCAUGCUGCAGCUGCAAUAGGAAAGGUGAACCAGAACCCGUCGUCUUAUGUGAAUGAUUACUUUUCAACUGCUACUCUCCGUGAAAUAUAUUCUGGCGAGGUGAUGCCACUACCGAAUCCUGAAGAUUGGUGCAUUCCCGAGGAUAUUGCUUCGAGGGUUGUGCUAACACCAGGUGAUGUUCAACAAUCUGGGAGGCCGCGUGAGAAAAGGAUGAAGAGUGGUGGUUCCGGCUCAUCGAGCCGUCGUGUUUGUUCUCGAUGCCAUGAGAAAGGACAUUAUCAAUCUACGUGCACUGCAGUCAUGCAACUUACAGUGCAGGAAGAAGUCAGCAGCAGUGAGUCAUGUGUGUUUGUCAUUGUUGGAAUCUGUUAUCGAAUCUGUCAGAUGCUUGCAAGUCCCAAAUGGCACUUAUGGCACUAA
Salvia miltiorrhiza (redroot sage) is the source of this 618-nucleotide messenger RNA. RefSeq lists its product as uncharacterized. NCBI's taxonomy places the organism in Eukaryota, Viridiplantae, Streptophyta, Magnoliopsida, Lamiales, Lamiaceae. Gene Ontology annotation, molecular function: nucleic acid binding; zinc ion binding. The transcript has 3 exons. Bases 1 to 618 code for a protein of 205 amino acids. The record is from RefSeq and is a predicted model, not a curated record.